GUCUACUAUAUUGUACCUACUCAACCACAUAGAUCUUAAUAAUGGACUCUAGCGCGCUCUACAUCGCUCUCUUCAUUCGCGAUGAUCCACCGAAGCCUAACGACUACCACUGGGCCCUCUACCAUCAUCGCUCCGACAGCGGCACCAAAUACCACAUCCGCAAUGAAGGCAACGGCUGGAUGGCCGCCCACGGCCCUGAAUCGGGCAUCGGCAUCCUCAAAUCCUUCUGCCUCGUUGGGCUGUUUCAAAUCGCCAAAAUAUCCUCCACUAUGUCAGCACAGGAGACCUUAGACCGCGUGUUCCGAAGCCACGAUGAAAAGCUGAACGGCGAUGGGGUGUUUACUUGUCGGACUUGGGUACUUCGCGUGUUGAGAGAUUUACAAGAAAAAUUAGGAGUACUAAAUGGAAUCGAAUUGGGAUUGUUAGAGAAAGAAGCAAUGGAAUGGGGGAACCAGUACAGAUUCGAGGCAAGUCGGAAUGUGCAGCCCAGACCUGUGGGCGAGAGUGUGUACCUGGCGCGAGACUAGCCGGAUCCGAGGAGGGGAGGGGAUAAGCCCUCCGCCCGCUUGAUUGCAUGGCUUCACCGCUCCUCUGUAUAUAGCCGGCAUAAUCAGACCACUUCUUUCUCCGCCCCG
Messenger RNA from Aspergillus sclerotioniger CBS 115572, 635 nucleotides. RefSeq lists its product as uncharacterized. The record is from RefSeq and is a predicted model, not a curated record. Lineage: Eukaryota; Fungi; Ascomycota; Eurotiomycetes; Eurotiales; Aspergillaceae. The coding region runs from base 42 to 527 and encodes 161 amino acids. The transcript has a single exon.